CUGAAUCUGAAUCAGACGAGAAUAUCGAAGGUAUCUCUGUGAAUGUUGGGAAUUAAUCCAACGAGAACUAAGAUUUUGAAUAAAAUUUAAGUUGUUUAAAGUUAAGUUAAAGGUGUAAAAAUUGUAGUAUUAAUUGGAGCUAUAUUUGUCUACCAGUUAAGAAUUAUGACCCGAUCUAUAAAUAGUACACUGGGUGUUAUGGUUAUCAUAAUUGCAAAUUUAAACAUGGCAGCUACAGAAGACACUCGAAACUAUGUAGCAAUGGAAAAUAUUCUGCAAAAAAUUAAUUCAAAAUAUAUAUCGUUACCCGAAGAUGAUAAAAGAAGAAAUAAUAAAAUACUAGACGCAGUUACCAAAAUUAUUGAGAAAAAAAUGCAGGAAACUGAUCCAUUAUUUAAGAAAAUGUUUAGAAAGGAAAAGUAUUUUGGUGGUAGCUAUUAUGAUGGUUUGAAAGUUGGAAAACCAGAAGAGUAUGAUCUCGAUCUAUUGUUAGAACUUCCACCAGAAGUAAAACCCGCAAUAGAAGUCAGUGAAAAACAUGGAUUUGUUCAUGUGGUCUUAAACGAUAUAUCAAAAUUAACUAAUACUGGCACUUCUGGGAAAAAAAAUCCCACCAUCAAAAACAUAAGAGUUGACCAAAAUUAUCCAUACACCACACCGUGGCCAGUAAAAUACCAUUUUGGGGAUGCCUGUAGCUGGCCUAUUAAAUUAAGGACAUGGAAUGACACUCUAAAUACUCUAUUAGUGGAUUCAAAAUAUUUAUCAACAUUUAAACUUCUAUCUUGGUUUGAAAAAGUAAUAAGUACAUCGUUAAAAGAUUUUAAAACUGAAGGUACUGAGGAGUGUAUUUUUGACGUUGAUGUUGGUGAAGAGGAUAUCCUAAAAGUAUACGGAAAAUUCCAUAAAGCUUCUCCAGCUUCCACGUUAAAAUUAAAGUGCAGUGGCAAUAUAAACUUGGAUAUUGACCUCGUCCCCUGUUUUGUAUUUACUGGUGACAUGUGGCCGAAAGAAAAUUAUAGACCUAAUCCCGUGUCUCAGAAAAGUAGAUUUCUUGUGGUUCCUAAAAUCCCUCAUGGAGAACCGUGCGGGCCACAGAACCCAAAUAACAUAUAUUGGCGACUUUCUUUUCAAGAACAAGAACGUGAGCUUAUUUCUGGAAAUCAGUAUAACACAAUGAAAGCCACUAUAAAAUUAUUGAAGAAAUUAAGGGAUGAGAAAAACCACAAAAUUGCAAGCUACUUUCUAAAAACUAUAUUUUUAUGGGAGGUCGAAGAACGUGAGCCAAAUUUCUGGAGCAAGCCACUGAGUGUUGUAUUCAUGGAGAUGCUAAUAAAAUAUGAAUCAAGAUUGAGAAAAAAAGAUAUACCAUAUUAUUGGAACAAUAAAUAUAAUCUUAUAGGACAUAUAAAAGACAUAACUAUUGAAAAUAUUGCCAAUUAUAUAAAACAAGUUAUCGAUAGCGUAAAUAGAAAAGUUGCCGAAGAUCCAUUUACUAUUGCAUAUUAUAUUCUGCCACCUACAGACGUAGAAGAUUUAAAAUCUCAAGUUAAUAUUGGCAAGAAAUAUAAAAAGCUUAUGGGAGACUCUAAUACUGUGGAUAGCACUGAUGAUCAAUUGGAAUCUAUUCACAGCCGACUAGAUCAGCUGACUGAAAAGGUUGAUUUAUUGUACAAAUUGAUGCAAAACACCAAUGUUUUAUUGACAGAAGUUUUAACAGUUGGUAAAGAUGACUUGGAUUUAUCAUGUAGAGAAUAGUGAGAACAAGCAUUACCUCAGUCAAGGAAGAAAAAAGCUGAAAAAAUAUUAUACAGAUAUUUAAAGGUUCUAAAAGGUAUAUGAGGGGCUUCUAAUACAAAGACAUAGGUACAGCUGAUUUUGCUUUGUUUUUAUUUAAACAAUCUUAAACGGUGAAAAAGGUAUUUUUUGCUUAUACAACGUUUCUUAUAGAUUUAAAAAAAAAUGUUCAAAUAAAAGUUGUAUAUCAUAAAAAGUCCUUCAAAAAUGAAAGUUUACAAAUUAAAAAACAAACAAUUGACCGAGAUAAUAGCAAACAAACCUUAAUUUAGCAGUAAUUUAUUUUUAAAUUUUAAUAAUUUUGUAUAAUGAAAUGGCAUAUACAGUCGGAAAAAUGAAAGGAUACCCAUGAACGGUUACUUCAAUUACUUAUUUUGUAUUUGCUGUCUAUUUCUAUAAAUAACAAACGUUUGUUAUAGAAAAAGACAGCAAAUACAAAAUAAGUGAUUGAUGUGAUCGUUCAUGGGUAUACGCUCUGAGCUUCGCUGGUGUCGCUCCUGGCGGAUUACUAAUUCAACUUUCACUGGUAAUUUUUAAAUUUAUUAUUUAAUUGUUAUCGCUUAAUAUUUACAAAGCUAAAAAGUAAUUAAAUUAUAACAGAUUUUUUAAAGAUUUUGCUAAUCAUUUUGACAUUCUAUUGAUGAAAUAUUAAUUUCUUACUUCGGAUACUUUCACAACUAUCGUGUAGAUGGCGCUAGAUUAAUUUAUAAUUACAUAUUACGGAACAUUAAAAAAACGUAAAUUCAGUAUUUAAAACGUAAGUAUAUUUAAGGUAAAAAUAUAUACCACAGCUUUGACCAACUAAUAUUUUUUAUAAUUAAUGUUUUUAAUUUUAAUUUUAAAUUAAUCACUUUGACAUUUAUGUCAAAUUUCCAGUAAACGUUUACAGAUUUUGCCACUACUGGCGCUCGCGAAUUUAUAAAUAUCCCCUCUACGUACGAGCUCACAGCGUAUAGGGCUUUUCAUUCACAGUCAUUUGUUUCGAGCUUCUGUCAUGUGUCACAUAAUAUUAAUAUAUCUACGUCAUACGUUAUUGAUAUAUACCAAUGAUAGAAACCAAAGACGUAUGGCGUAGAUAUAUUAAUAUUAUGUGACACAUGACAGAAGCUCGAAACAAAUGACAGUCGAUGAAAAGCCCUAUACGCUGUGAGCUCGUACGUAGAGGGGAUAUUUACAAAUUCGCGAACGCCAGUAGUGACAAGUUUGUAAACGUUUACUGGAAAUUUGACAUAAAUGUCAAAGUGAUUAAUUUAAAAUUAAAAUUAAAAACAUUAAUUAUAAACAAUAUUAGUUGGUCAAAGCUGUGGUAUAUAUUUUUACCUUAAAUAUACUUACGUUUUAAAUACUGAAUUUAAGUUUUUUUAAUGUUCCGUAAUAUCUAGUUAUAAAUAAUCUAUUAUAAUCUUAGCGCCAUCUACACGAUUAUUGUCAAAGUAUCCGAAGUAAGAAAUUGAUAUUUUAUCAAUAGAACGUCAAAAUGAUUAGAAAAAUCUUAAAAAAAUCGAUUACAAUUUAAUUACUUUUUUGCGUUGUACAUAUUAAGCAGUGUGUAUUUGGAUUCCGAGCAGUAAAGACGUACCAUAUCGCUCUCGAGAUCCAAGUUCCAAGUUUUUGUGCCGUUCUCGGCUAUCGGCCGGGACUAGUUUAUGGUAAUUAGUGAAAUAAUAAUUAAAAAACGAUUUGAGUGAUUAAUUCUAAAUUACUAUUUAUGUGAUUAAUUUUUAACUCAGUGGCGUACUAUAUUAAGGAAAUGUACCACCAAAAUCAAGUGUCAAAUGGGGGGUUGUAUAAUGUGCCCCAAAUAUAUACACAGCCUCAACAACCUCCAGUAAUAUCGCCCCCAUUUUAUGGAUUCCCGAGCAGCCAACAGACAACAAACCAAUAUAUCCCGCCUACUCCAUUCCCAAACAAUAAUCACCAAUAUAACCAAAACCUCCCUGCACCUCAAAUGGAUCAACCAAAUACAUCAAAUGCUUCCCAAUACAUCCUCAGUGGAGAGGAACUUGUCAUGGAAAACUCAAGCGAUGAAGACGACGAAACCAUAGAAAAUGUCCAUGAUUGGCAAACAGUCAAAAAAAUUACAAAAAAAAGAAAAGCAAACCCCAAAGAUGAUAACACAACAACAAUGCAAGUGAGUACAAACAACAGAUUUGAACCAUUAGAAAACCUAACUGAUAAUAAUAACACACCAGUAACACCUAAACCUCCACCUAUAUUUAUCUAUGGGGUAAAUGAUAUCAAAAAGAUGACUGAAAACCUAUCGACAGUCAUUAAAGCAGAAGACUACCAGUCGAAAGCUCUCCUAAAUGACACAAUAAAAAUAAACACAAAAACUAUUGAGUCAUACAGAAAACUUAUACAGCAUUUAAAUAGUAGCAAAAUAGUUCACCACACAUACCAAGCAAAACAAGAUAGAGCUUAUAGGGUAGUUAUAAGAAAUUUACACCACUCGAUGCCAGUUGAAGAAAUAAAAA
This is a messenger RNA of Diabrotica virgifera virgifera (western corn rootworm), 4268 nucleotides long. Its product is annotated as cyclic GMP-AMP synthase-like receptor. The record is from RefSeq and is a predicted model, not a curated record. NCBI's taxonomy places the organism in Eukaryota, Metazoa, Arthropoda, Insecta, Coleoptera, Chrysomelidae. The transcript has 11 exons. Bases 166 to 1755 code for a protein of 529 amino acids.